GUUUACUAUUUUUGCGCGCGGCCACUGUGCUUAAAAAUAAGUUUCGGGACAGAAGUUUUUUCGUGCAAUUAGUUAGUUUAAGAUUAAGGUGAGAUUCCACCGUAAACAUUUGUAUUCCUGUUAACCUUAUUUACCUGAUUGCUUAUUCUGUCGAUGCUCGUCUAGGUUGAUUGACAUGGUUGAUGAUUAACCCUCAGGAGUUUGAACUUCCGCAGCAUCACUAGUUUAGAGCGAUUAGGGACAAAAUCUAUUUGAGUUCUCAAGAUCAGACAGGCAAGGCGGUCUUGACACAUUUUUACUGGUUAGGAUUAUGUUGGCCAUACUAUCAGGAGUUGUAGGAUUAUUGUUUUUGCUAUGGAUGUUCUAUGACUUUUUAUGGCCACCACCUGUAUUUGUUGAGAGACAACUUGGUAAACCAGAUCUGCCAAUUGAGUACAAUUUGGUACACACUGCCAAAAAUAUUCCUAGGUUGGCCGGAAAACAAUUGCUCUUCAGUAAAUGGCUUGGGAGAACUGGCCUGGGAAAUGUUUUGAAAAAGAUUGCAUUUAGAAAAGCAGGGUUGGACUUGCUUAUAAGAAUCAAAAUACCUGAUACUCCAACAUUAUUUCCUUUGCCUGAGCCUCAUCAACAUAGAAAGAGCUAUGAACCUGUUGACUUUGACAAAUUGAUUGAGGAAAGCAUUGAAAAACCAAAAGAAUCUUCCUUCAAGUUUGUAACCAUUCCAAACCUCAUAAAGGAAUACAGGUCACACACAGUCACUCCAAUGCAGAUAGCAGAAAGAGUGAUAGAGAUCAUUAGUGACACAGAAAAACAGAACCCCAAAUUGAGAGCCAUUGUCCAGCAUGACAAAGAUGAAAUUUUGAAGAUGGCAGCAGCAUCUACCAAACGAUAUGCUGAGGGUAAUCCAUUGUCUUUUGUGGAUGGGAUUCCUGUGGCUGUGAAAGGGGAGUAUCAUGUGGCGCCAUACUAUACUCGUUGUGGCACCACAUUUAUGGGGAAGACACCUUCAACAGAAGAUGCUCACAUAGUUAAGAAGCUGAGAGAUGGAGGAGCAAUCAUUAUUGGUAUAGCUAACAUGCAUGAGUUGGGAAUUGGGACUACAGGAAACAAUCCAAACAGACUUCAUGGAAUUCCAAGAAAUCCGUACAACGUGAAUCAUUACACAGGAGGGAGUUCAAGUGGGUCUGCUGUGGCAGUGGCUGCAGGCUUGUGCCCAAUCGCUUUAGGAACAGACGGUGGAGGUUCUAUUCGUAUUCCAGCGGCAGCAUGUGGAGUGGUUGGAAUAAAAGCAUCUUGUGGCCGCAUAAGCACCAGUGGAGAAGUUCCCCUGGCACAUACCGUUAGUUAUGUUGGACCUCUUUGUGCCACUGUGAGCGAUGCAGCCUUGGUGUAUGCAUUUUUAGCUGGCAAAGACGAAGAGGACCCCAAAACCCUUGGUCAGCCGGAUGUGACUCUGGAAGGAUUUGAAAACAUCUCGACCCUCGAGGGAAUAACACUUGGUAUCGACUGGAAGUACUUUAGGGAUUGCGAUGAAGAUGUUUACAAAGAGUGUGAAAAAGUUGUGAAGUAUCUGGAGGAUAUAGGGGCGUCUGUGGUGGCAAUUCAGAUUCCUGAGUUGAUGGAGACGGUAAGCGCUCACGGAAUCAGCAUCAUUUCAGAAAUGGCGGCUGGUUUGGAGGAAGAGUUUGACAAAUAUUAUAAUGAACUGAACCCGGAGACUGCAUCUAAUUUGGGUAUGGCGCGACUUGUUACUGCUCGGCACUACUUCCAGGCCCUGAAGCAGCGAACAAGGUCCAUGGCUUUCUUGAAAAAGAUUUUUGAUGAGGAUGGUGUUGACUGUAUUUUAACCCCAGGACUUGGAAUGAAAGUACCCAGAAUCCCUGACGAUGCUUUAGAAUAUGGUGAAGGAAACCUCAUGACAACUACGCAAAUGAUGAGGUAUAUGGGAAUCGGAAAUUUUACCGGUGUUCCAGGGAUGACCCUUCCAGUUGGUUACGAUGAUCAAGGCCUUCCGAUCGCCUUGCAGAUUAUGAGUUCCUGGUGGAAUGAACAUACCAUGUUGCGUGUGGCGCACGCUGCAGAGGGCUUUGUAACCAAAAAGAAACCACAGGUGUAUUAUAGCCUGCUGGAAUAAUGGACUCGAACAACGACUUUUUUUUUAACUUUUCUCCUGAAGCGCUAAGCGUUAUGUGAUGCUUUUGUCACGAGAAAUUACGCGACCUUGUUGUGUUUCUGUCCAUCUUGAACCUGGGGAUGUAGCUAAUCAGAAAUAUUUUGUAAUCUGUUCAGGGAACAUAAUUUUAUACAGAAUUGAAUCUUUUUUUUUUUGUUGCGGUAUGGCUUAAUUUUUGAAAGGUAUGACAAUUUACAGACCUCAUGGGAUGAGAUGGUUGUUUGUCUGAGUAACAGAUGAUCUUUCGGGCGCCUAAUGAAAAUAAAGGUGAAGAAUCUACGAAA
This is a messenger RNA of Pocillopora verrucosa, 2457 nucleotides long. RefSeq lists its product as uncharacterized. Lineage: Eukaryota; Metazoa; Cnidaria; Anthozoa; Scleractinia; Pocilloporidae. The record is from RefSeq and is a predicted model, not a curated record. Gene Ontology annotation, molecular function: catalytic activity.